UAUCACCCAUUUCCCUCAUUCUUCCCUUUCAUCUCUCACCCAAUUCGCCUGAUCGCAUGGCGGUCACACACGCCGACCUCUCGAUCGAUCGCAGCCGUUCAGACCAUGGUGGCAAAUUUGGAGUCUUUCUUAUGAUCUUUUCUAUACUAUGUGGCCUCUCUUGCUUCAUUUUGUGCCUCCUUGCAGAAGCUACAAAAUCCGAGGCGACAUGGAUACUUACGGGCAGUGAUGGCGACGGACAGAAAUACGAAUGUGUUUAUACCGGCAGCGGGAAGACUCCGCUAUUUUGCGCACUGGGUGCAUUCGUGGCCCUUGCGUGCGCCAUGGUGAUGAAACACACGUACAUAUUGGUUGCGGUUAGUAGACCUACGCCUCCGGCGUUGAUUGUGUGGGGCCCAGAUUCAGGAUCAUCUAAAGUGCUGACAUGGCAAGCCUGUUUUUUCUUUGUUACAACUUGGAUCUGCUUCGCGGUCGGGGAGGUGCUGCUGAUGAUCGGGAUCGGCAUCGAAUCGGGCCAUCUGAAAAGAUGGAGUAGGCCCAGGGCCACUUGCCUGGUCAUACGACAGGGCCUGUUUGCAGCUGCUGGAGUUUUCGGUCUAACGACGGUUUUCCUAGCCGCUGGCUUAUACCUGACUGCACUCAGGGCCCAGCGGCUACACCAGGCCGAGGCUAACGUGCGCCGGGAGGUGCUGGAAGCCUCCUAUCUCUACGCAUCUCCGGCGAGAUCGCCCCGGCAUCAGAUCCCCACAGGCUCGCGUGGAAACUCACGUGCCAGGCAAGAAAAUGUAGACCAGACCUCACGUGACAACGCGUCAUCCGUACACAAGCCUUCCAGUUCUGUAUAGCAGCUGUUGCAUGAAGGUUCUAUCCUGCGCAGUGUGAGUAAUGCGCAUGCGUUGCACAUGGGUAUUGAAAUCAUUGUGGGUCCCAUUCCAGUGUUUGAGUUCGGGCACAGCAUGAUUUGGGUCCCUUACGGAGCGUGCUAAUGUGCGCCACUGGAGCCACCAUAGGCAAAAGGACAUACCGGUGCAGGUUAGAACCGCUCCUUACAUGUAAAAAAAAAAAAAAAAAAAGCGUUCGAUGUAAAUAUGUAUACAGAAAGAGAAAUUGUCCGGUACAUCUGCAUUGCAUAGUAUUUUAGUGCAUCUCUCUCCAACUGAAACAGAUGGAUGGCCUGAUAGCACCGAUCAUCAACAUGGACGGAGCAUGAAAUUCUCA
Magnolia sinica is the source of this 1218-nucleotide messenger RNA. RefSeq lists its product as uncharacterized. The transcript has 3 exons. Lineage: Eukaryota; Viridiplantae; Streptophyta; Magnoliopsida; Magnoliales; Magnoliaceae. The coding region runs from base 57 to 845 and encodes 262 amino acids. The record is from RefSeq and is a predicted model, not a curated record.